AUGACAACGGAAAACAAUUACGACAAUAUGCUCAAACAAUUGGAAUUAGAGAUCGAUAACCUUCAAGCUCAUUUUAAAAGCGAGGAAAAGCGGAUUUUCACAGAAAUAGGCAAUCUAGUAGGAACACAAAAGCCACCUCUAUCAGAAUCGGACAUGAAAACUGCAAGAGGGCCUGAAAAGGCAGAAGAGAAGAUAGGAGAUAGGCUUGUUGAAGACAUCGACAAACAAUUGGGCGGCUUCUAUGGUAGUAUCGAACUUCGAGAUGCGUUGAAAGAAUCCCAGAAACGAAUGGAUGCUGUUGUUGAAGUGCUAAAUAGGGUGAAGGAAUACGUUCGUUGUCACUUCGUACGGCUCGAGAUAGCACAUCUUCUGCAAAACAUCGAGACUCUGAGAAAAGUAUUCUUACGUAUGCUCGACCGCAUGGAGAUCCCAGACAGCGACGACUUCUUCAACGACUCGUUUAGCGAAUCACUGACUGCAAUAUCGAACGGUGGUUCUUUCAACGACGACAAGCCAAAUAAGCCAAAACAGAAAGAGGAGAAACAGGCUUCUGCCACUGCCACCGCCGUGGAACAGAAAAGUGCUGAAAAAUGACAGCUUUUGAUUGC
Messenger RNA from Cylicocyclus nassatus, 608 nucleotides. The record is from the annotation of a GenBank genome assembly. Lineage: Eukaryota; Metazoa; Nematoda; Chromadorea; Rhabditida; Strongylidae.